Protobothrops mucrosquamatus (brown spotted pit viper) is the source of this 1256-nucleotide messenger RNA. Its product is annotated as gastrula zinc finger protein xLCGF3.1-like. Gene Ontology annotation, molecular function: DNA-binding transcription factor activity; RNA polymerase II cis-regulatory region sequence-specific DNA binding. Gene Ontology annotation, biological process: regulation of transcription by RNA polymerase II. NCBI's taxonomy places the organism in Eukaryota, Metazoa, Chordata, Lepidosauria, Squamata, Viperidae. The transcript has a single exon. The record is from RefSeq and is a predicted model, not a curated record. The annotation marks the transcript as partial.
UAUAAAUGUACGGAAUGUGGAAAACAGUUUGCUCAGAAAAAACAUCUUACUAAGCAUGAAAAAAUCCAUACAGGGGAGAAACCACAUAAAUGCACAGAAUGUGGAAAGUGUUUUGCUCAGAAAGGGCGACUUAAUUUUCAUAAGAAGAUCCACACUGGGGAGAAACCAUAUAAAUGUAUACAAUGUGGGAAAGCGUUUAUUCGGAAAAAUAGUCUUAUUAAUCAUGAAAGAAUACAUACAGGAGAGAAACCAUUUCAAUGUACAGAAUGUGGAAAGAGCUUUGCUCAGAAAAGUCAAGUUAAAAUUCAUCAGACAAUCCAUACAGGGCAAAAACCAUUUCAAUGUACAGAAUGUGGAAAGAGCUUUGCUCAGAAAAGACAUCUUAAAUUUCAUCAGACAAUCCAUACAGGGGAGAGACCGUAUAAAUGCACAGAAUGUGGAAAGAGCUUUGCUCAGAAAAGACAUCUUAAAUUUCAUCAGACAAUCCAUACAGGGGAGAAACCAUUUCAGUGUACAGAAUGUGGAAAGAGUUUUGCUCAGAAAGGAAAACUUAAAAUUCAUCAGACAAUCCAUACAGGGGAAAAACCAUUUCAAUGCACAGAAUGUGGAAAGAGCUUUGCUCAGAAAAGCCAACUUAAAAUUCAUCAGACAAUCCAUACAGGAGAGAAACCAUUUCAAUGUUCAGAAUGUGGAAAGAGUUUUGCUCAGAAAAGCCAACUUAAAAUUCAUCAGACAAUCCAUACAGGAGAGAAACCAUUUCAAUGUACAGAAUGUGGAAAGAGCUUUGCUCAGAAAGGACAACUUAAAUUUCAUCAAACAAUCCAUACAGGGGAGACACCGUAUAAAUGCACAGAAUGUGGAAAAGCCUUCAGAAGAUACUCUAAUCUGACUCGCCAUCAGCGGAUCCACACGUUAAAAACCAUAUAGUUGCCAGGAGUAUGGAAAGAUUUCACUGAGAGUAGUGGUAUUAUUUCCCAUCAAAGGAUCCACCCAAGGGAGAAACCAUAUAAAUGCCUGGAAUGUGGAAACAGCCUUAUUGACAACAGAUUUUAUUCGACAUCAAAACUUCCACACUUGGAGUAUGGAAAAAGCUUCAUUCAAAAAGGAAACUUAAUUGUCAAAAAAGGAUCCACACAGGAGAGGGACCAUAUAAAUGCAGAGUGUGGAAAAAGCUUUUGUCAGAAAUGAUAACUUAUUUGUCAUAAGAGGAUCCAUACUGGGAAAAGACCAAAUAAACAUAUAGAAUGUGGAAAGGG